AUGUCAGUGGGCAGGCUCCCGCCUGAAGCCGAUGACAGGGAACCUAAAAGGGCCAGAGCGAGUCCCACGCCCUUGAUCGGAUUCUCGGAUGAGGACAAACUGGGAACCCUUCAGCCCCACGAUGACGCCCUAGUCGUCAUGCUCAGAAUUGGGGGUUAUGACAUGAAGAGGGUGCUAGUUGACCAAGGUAGCGUCGUGGAAGUAAUGUAUCCUGACUUGUAUAAAGGAUUGAACCUGAAGCCAGAGGACUUGUCGGCAUACGACUCCCCUUUGGUCAGCUUUAAAGGAAAAACCGUCACCCCUAAAGACAUGAUCAGGCUGCCUGUACAAACAGAUUCAGACGUGGUGGAGGUGAACUUCAUUGUGGUAGAUGCAUACUCUCCCUACACAGCUAUCGUGGCCCGAUCAUGGCUUCAUGCACUAGGGGCUGUGUCAUCAACUUACACCAAAAAGUGA
Molecule: messenger RNA, 456 nt
Organism: Quercus lobata
Lineage: Eukaryota; Viridiplantae; Streptophyta; Magnoliopsida; Fagales; Fagaceae
Exons: 1
Coding region: 1-456 (151 amino acids)
Source: RefSeq, a predicted model, not a curated record